Molecule: messenger RNA, 2594 nt
Organism: Fomitiporia mediterranea MF3/22
Lineage: Eukaryota; Fungi; Basidiomycota; Agaricomycetes; Hymenochaetales; Hymenochaetaceae
Exons: 12
Coding region: 28-2229 (733 amino acids)
Biological process (GO): amino acid transmembrane transport
Molecular function (GO): amino acid transmembrane transporter activity
Source: RefSeq, a predicted model, not a curated record
AUUCCAUGGGCAAGUGAGACCCGAACAAUGUCGACCAAUCCAUCCCGUCCACUAGACAUCUCCAGUCCUAAUCGCAAUCAAGACGAUCUCGCCCCGUCAUCGACCCACGACCAUGGCCAGGCGGGAAGUCCUGCUUUUCGCUUCGGCACCCCAACAGCCCGUCUUGGUCCCCCUCCUCGACAAGGCACUCCUUCUACUCCGCCAAUAGCAAACAUCCCACCUCGUUCAGCAGGUGACGCUUCUCCUGCUCCUGCUGGUGCUGGUCUUCCUGCAAGCUUCACGGCACGUUCCUGGCGUGCACGGACCCCAAUGACGGGUGGAUCGAGUACGCCAACGGGUAUGGGCACAAGUGAAAGCCCCAGAAUGAACCUCGAAGAUGUGACAGACGAGGAGAUGGCGCGUGUAUUAAGACGGCAUCUUGUCCUCCGCCGUGGGGCAGAUGUGAACACCGACGAGGGUUCGGCACAUAGUCGGCGCCCUUCAGACUCUGGAUCGAACGAGAUCCAGAGAGAAGACUCUUUAGAGGCAUUCCCGAUUCCGUAUGAUGCUCCUGGAGGUGAUAUAACACAUCCGAUUUACAAGUGGCAAGCAGACCAGAAGCGCCAGGCACGUCGUCCUCGUGCGGCAUCAUUCACUGCUCCGGCUCCGGAGCCAAUACAUUCACCUCAUCCAGCGUUCGAACAUAUUCAUGCGCCAGGCGGCUUCCGGCGACAUUACGUUCUCACUCGUGCUAACGAACGGGGCGUAGAAGAGCCUGCGGUUUCUAAUAAUUUCAUUGAGUUCUUGUAUCUCUUUGGUCAUUUCGCUGGUGAAGAUCUUGAAGAAGAUGAGGAAGACGAGGAAGGAGUUCUACUAGGAGUAGAGCAAGAAGCAAUUGCAGGCCCUUCAGCUCUGUACAAGACUACUGAGACCGCACCCCUUUUGGGUCAACGUGUAGUUAGCCAACGCUCCCUCUCCAGAGCAAGGCGCUCUGCUCGCAGGAAGAGCAUCGGGCUUGAAACUCGUGGCGACGCAACCGUCACACAAGCAGUGCUAAUGCUUAUGAAGUCCUUCGUCGGAACCGGCGUAUUAUUUCUUGGGAAAGCUUUCUUCAACGGAGGAAUCUUGUUUUCUGCCAUCACCAUGACUGCGAUUGCAAUAAUAUCGCUAUAUUCAUUCUUACUUCUUGUCAAGACUAAAGAUAUCGUUCCUGGAAGCUACGGGGAUAUCGGCGGUGCAUUGUAUGGUCCGUGGAUGCGCUACGCGAUUCUAACAGCGAUUAUGCUGUCGCAGAUCGGUUUCGUGUGUGCAUACACGAUCUUCGUCUCAGAGAACCUGCAGGCUUUCGUUCUAGCAAUCACGAAAUGUGCACGACUCAUCUCUGUUCAAUACUUCAUCCUGAUGCAACUCGUGAUCUUCCUCCCGCUUGCUCUUGUCCGCAAUAUCGCGAAGUUGAGCUCGACUGCGCUCGUUGCAGACGUCUUUAUUUUGUUGGGUUUGGUGUAUAUUUUCGGUAGUGAGAUUGCGGUUAUUAGCAGUAGGGGAAUUGCAAAAGUGGAGUUGUUCAACCCGAAGAGCUUCCCGCUGCUUAUUGGAACAGCUGUCUUCUCGUUCGAAGGUGUGGGAUUGGUUAUCCCCAUAUCUGAUUCCAUGCGUGAACCACACAAGUUCACAGCAGUCCUCACGGGUGUCAUGCUGUUCCUGAUUGUCCUCUUUGGUGGAGCGGGCGUGCUCGCUUACUUAGCAUUCGGCAACGAAGUACAAACCGUGGUAAUCACGAACCUGAACUCAGAAAGCAAACUCGUGCAAUCCGUGCAGUUUCUAUACUCACUUGCCAUCCUGUUGUCUGUACCGCUACAGCUGUUCCCUGCAGUGCGCAUCAUGGAGAACGGCUUGUUCUCUCGAAGUGGGAAAGGGAACCCGAAGGUCAAGUGGCAGAAGAAUACUUUACGGUUUGUGAUUGUGAUGGGUUGUGCGCUGAUUAGUUGGGCUGGUGCAAGGGAUUUGGAUAAGUUCGUCGCGCUUGUCGGGAGCUUUGCUUGUGUUCCGUUAUGUUACGUGUACCCAGCAAUGCUACACUACAAAGCAUGCGCACGUUCACGUCGUCAGAAGAUAGCCGACGUUGCGCUCAUGAUCUUUGGAUCCGUCGCUGCUCUUUAUACGACUAUACAGACUAUUUCGUUGAUGGCAGCGCCAGCGGAAGGCGGCCCUACCUUCGGGAAAUGCGAUACAACUGCUCCGCGUUCUUGAAUGAGCAUUGGCAUAUAGGAAAUCGCCUAAACUUCAAGAUUUUCGUCAUAAAUAAUCGGUCGAAAUUACCACUAGCUGUGCUCAAUUCUUGUUUUUGAUGCUCUGUAUUUUGUUCCCCGGCACGUCCUCGGGAGUCGGAAGAGAGUAGAAACCGGUAAAUACAGGGAGAGAAAUACAGCUAAGAAAUGAGCACCUUAAGUAGCACAGAUCCAUCAUUCCAUCGGACAAUCAAAAGUGUAAAUAGAGUAAGCAGACCUUGUCUUAGAUCUAUGUAAGGCUGCCGGACCAGCCGUUCUCUUAGUUUCAUUCUCCGACGUGCAAAAUACACGAAAUACACCUCCUCAAGGUGUGUCUGCUGUUUCUAA